Molecule: messenger RNA, 1218 nt
Organism: Rotaria socialis
Lineage: Eukaryota; Metazoa; Rotifera; Eurotatoria; Philodinida; Philodinidae
Source: the annotation of a GenBank genome assembly
AUGAAUUACGGAGUGAGUGGCGUCUUUGACACCGCUACUAAUAAUAGUUUAAAUACAGUUGGUGAUUAUCCUCAUACAUUUCAAAGUCAUUAUCAUCCACAUUCAAGACCAUAUUCCAAUGGUUUUCAUAAUUCUCUAAGAUUCAAUAGUCAGAAUCGAUUAGAUGAUAAUGACGAUAAUCAGCAACAAUCGCCACAGCAGCAGUAUCAACAACGGAUCGAUGGCGAUUAUGAAACAGAUGAUAUUAAUAAAUCUAAACUACUUAUGUGGGGUCUUACAAAGAGUGGUAAGACAUCAAUAAUAAAACUUAUUUUUGAAAAAAUGUCUGCCGGUGAAACAUUAAAACUUCCAGAAACAAAAAUGGUUCAAAUACAUGAACUCACUUGUGGGAUAUAUGUAAAAUUUCAAAUUCGUGAUGUGCCUGGUCCAAAAAUGUCAUCUUUAAAUGAUUUCGAAGCCUUUGCGUCCAAUUCUACGACGAUUGUUUUUGUUCUUGAUAUUACAGAAGACUAUUCCGAUGCAAUCAAUUUAUUAGUUAGUUCAGUGCAAUGGAUGCAUCAACAUGGUCAUAAUGUACGGUUUGAAGUAUUAAUUCAUAAAAUCGACGGUGUACAUGAACCGGACCGUUUAGAACGGUAUUCAACUAUUCAAAAACAAGUUAGUGUUAUGCUACAUGAAUGUUCAAUUGAAAAGCCGAUGAUAAACUUUUAUUUAACCAGUAUCUAUGAUCAUUCAAUACAUGAAGCCUUUAGUAAAAUUGUUCAAAAUCAAAUGAAACAACUACGUGCACUGGAAAAUAUGCUUAAUUUAGUUACAGAAAGUACACAAUUGGACAAGAUCUUUGUGUGUGAUAUUUACAAUAAAAUUUUUCUUGCCUCGGACACUAAACCGGUGGAUACUCAACUAUCGGAAUUGUGUUGUGAUGUUGUUGAUGUUUACACAGGCAUUUCAUCUAUAUAUGGAACAAGUAACAACUCGUUGCUUGAUUCAAUGUCGUUUUGUACGAUUGAGCUUUCAAUUGGUCUUAUACUUUAUUUAAAAGAUAUAGAUCCGACUACAGCACUCAUAUGUAUAUUAAAAAAGGAAUCGAAAAUCAAUGAAGCUUUAAUGGAAGUUAAUUUGAAUAUUUUGAAAAAAAAUAUUCAAGAGUUAUUUCUUAUGUUUGCGAAAAAUUCAACUCGACAACAAUUAAAUACGUCAAUAACAUCAAUCGAAUGA